GCCGCACGAUUAGUUUUGUCGCGCCAACAGUGUGCGCCGUAUCCUCGACCGUAACACACGACGACGACGACGACGACGACACUGCCGCUACCGCUGUAUUGAAGAAACGCAAUUAUUGCAAUUGUAUCGUUCUAAUUACGAGUAACAGCGAACACAAACAGUUGUACGGGAUCGCAAGUUUUCGUUUUCGUCGUACACGUACGCCAGUACCUCAUAUUAUAACACACAUACCACUAAAUAGGUACCGCCGAGUCGACUGCAAUCCAUUUUCCUCGCAAGUCGUGCCACGAUGACCCACAGCUGAUCCGUUAUUCAGCCAGCGACCACCGAUACGCGCAUUCUUCUCGACCGAUCACGAUGUGUCCAUGAAGCCGCUGACGAACCGAUGGACGGCGACGCCACAUACGCGACUCGGAGGAAAUCCCUCAGGGUGUCCUGGACAUUGUUGACGUCAUCGUUUGCGUUCAUUGUACUACUAUGCGCACUGUGCCUUUUCUUCUUUUUCCAUCCACGGACAUGCCGGCAGAUGUCCGGCUCACGCUUUGGAUCUACCGAGACGAUAUUGGACGAAAUACGUGGCUUCGACUACGAGCGGCAAGAGAAUGACUAUGGUGAUACUGAUGUUCGAUUACCGGCAGAAGUGGUGCCGGAAUCAUAUGACUUGCGAAUAAUACCGUUUCUGUGGGCUGGAAACUCGACAUUCGACGGCCAGGUAGACAUUGUUGUCAAUGUAACGGCCCCUGUGGACAGUGUAACGCUGCACGCCGUCGACUUGAACAUAACGGAAUGUCUCGUUACCAGAUAUCCAAAAAUGGUACUAAAUGAAAACGUGAUGGCUGAUAGUGUUUAUGUUCCUAUUCAAGAAACACAACAAGAUCUUUCUAAACAAUUUUUCAUCAUCAAAUUUAAAGAUACACAGCCAGCUGAUUAUAAGUAUAACAUUCACCUAAAAUACACCGGAAAACUUCAAGACAACAUGGAAGGAUUUUAUAAAAGUUCUUACAACGUAGGAAAUACAACUAGGUGGAUAGCUGCAACACAAUUUCAGCCAACUGAUGCAAGAAAAGCAUUCCCAUGUUUUGAUGAACCUGCUUUAAAAGCUAAAUUUACCGUGUCAAUCGCAAGACCUGGACAUAUGAGUUCUAUAUCCAACACAGGGCUUAAAUAUGUCAUUAAUUUACCAAAACUAUCAAAACCUUUAGAGUAUUACGAAUGGGACUCAUUUGAACAAACAGUACCCAUGUCUACUUAUUUAGUGGCGUUCAUUAUUUCUGAUUUUGAAUAUUUAUCUUCGGAAACCUUUAGAGUAUGGGCUAGAAGUGAUGUGUUGUCACAUACUCAUUAUGCUCGAGACAUCGGCCCAAGCAUAUUAAAGUUUUAUGAAGAAUUCUUUUCCAUUCCUUAUCCAUUGAAAAAAACCGAUCUAGUAGCACUUCCAGAUUUUGCAGCUGGAGCAAUGGAGAAUUGGGGAUUAGUAACGUUUCGGGAAAUAGCCAUGUUAUACAAUGAAGGUGUUUCGCCUAAUUCUCAAAAAGAACGAGUAGCGACGGUAAUAGCUCAUGAAUUAGCACAUCAAUGGUUUGGAAAUUUAGUGACACCAGAUUGGUGGUCAGAUUUAUGGUUAAACGAAGGUUUUGCAACUUACAUUGAAUACGUAGGAGUGAACCAUGUAGAGCCCAAGUGGAAAAUGGAGGAACAAUUUAUUUCCAGUGGUAUACAGAGCGUAUUUUUAAUGGAUUCAUUGAAAUCUACACAUCCGAUUUCAGCGCGUGUGUCGAGGCCGGAGGAAAUUAAUGAAUUGUUUGAUCGCAUUUCCUAUGAUAAAGGAGCAUCUGUAAUCCGAAUGAUGGACCACUUUCUUACACGGCAAGUGUUCCGAAAAGGCUUAACCAAAUAUUUGAACGCAAAAGCAUAUAAGAAUGCAUAUCAUAAUGAUUUGUGGGAUGCUUUAACCGAACAGGCACAAGCUGAUCGUGUAAUGGAUAAUACGUUGACUGUAAAAGAUGUUAUGGAUACAUGGAUACUACAGCCAGGAUUUCCAGUAGUAAAUGUUACACGAAAUUAUGAAGUGGAUACAUUAAUCGUUUCUCAGAGUCGUUUUCUACUUCAUGAUACUAAAAACGUUUAUAAAACUGAUCAACCAAAUAAUCUAUGGUGGAUACCACUUACGUACACAACAGAAACAAAAUUGGAUUUCUCAGUUACAAAACCAAGUAAUUGGCUUAAGCCUGAAGAAUUUACAAUGAUUACUGAAACAGGAAUAUCAUCCAAAGAAUGGGUAUUAUUUAACAUUAAUGAAACCGGAUUUUAUAGAGUAAACUAUGAUUCAAAAAAUUGGAACAUGUUAAUCGCAUAUUUAACUGAUCCAGAGUUGUAUUUUAAUAUUGGAACAAUUAACCGAGCACAACUUAUAGAUGACGCGAUGUCUUUAUCGAGAGCUGGAUAUUUAAGUUACCAAACGUCUCUCGACUUAACUAAAUAUCUUUACCACGAGACUGAGUAUGUUCCGUGGAAAUCUGCAUAUAGAUCUUUCACCUACUUACAUCAAAUGCUUAUUAAAACAUCCAUUUACGACAAAUUAAAAGCAUACGUGUUACACUUAAUAUCUCCAAUGUAUAAGAUAACCGGAUUUGCAGAUAAUCCGAGGGAUGAUCAGCUAGUCAUUUACAAACGAUCUAACUUGUUAUCAUGUGCUUGUGAAUUAGGACAUACUGAUUGUGUACGAAAUGCUGUGGCUCAGUUUCAAAAUUGGAAAUCGAAUCCUCAACCAGAAAAAAACAAUCCGAUUUCUCCAAAUCUAAAAUCAAUAAUAUAUUGUACGGCCAUUAGUUAUGGAAGUGAAGAAGAAUGGGAUUUUGCUUGGAAAAUGUAUAAAAUGACUACAGUAGCUUCUGAAAAAGAUUUAUUGCUGGACGCUCUGGGUUGUAGCAGGGAAACAUGGAUUUUAGCCAGAUUUCUCAGUUAUGCCUUGCAAAACAAUUCUUCCAUAAGGAAUCAAGAUAUCAGCAAAGUAUUUUACGCUUUAACCAAUAAAGUAGCCGGACAAGAAGUAGCGUGGAAUUAUGUGCGCGAUAAUUGGCGCAAUCUUAAAUCAACCUUUGCGGCUGGUUUUUCUACAAUGAGCGAAAUUAUAAAAUCGGCCACAUACCAUUUCAAUACUAAAAACGAUUUGAUCCAACUAUGGCAGUUUUACAAAGAUGAAUAUGAUCACUUGGGCUCGGCUAGAAGGAGCGUAUUGCAAUCAAUUGAAAAUGCAGAAGCAAAUGUGAAUUGGAUGGAAAGGAAUUUUAAAACAAUUAGUAAUUGGCUCCAAAACACCACGCUAUAUUUAUCCCAAUAUACCAACGAAGUGGAUUAGAUAGUAAUAAGUUAUUAUUUUAUGUGGGAUGUAUAUAUAAUAUAAGUAGAAUAUAGGUACUAACGAUUAAGCUAAAAUUAUUUCUUGACACUUUUGUGUCAUCUUUUGCUAAAGAUUGUCUUGUAAAGACUGUUUUUAUUUCUUAAACUACUGCUAAAUAUUAUGACUUGAUAUUAUCUUUAUAUUAUCAUAAUU
Messenger RNA from Melanaphis sacchari, 3553 nucleotides. RefSeq names its product aminopeptidase N-like. The transcript is spliced from 16 exons. Lineage: Eukaryota; Metazoa; Arthropoda; Insecta; Hemiptera; Aphididae. Gene Ontology annotation, biological process: proteolysis; peptide catabolic process. Gene Ontology annotation, cellular component: cytoplasm. The coding region runs from base 386 to 3358 and encodes 990 amino acids. The record is from RefSeq and is a predicted model, not a curated record. Gene Ontology annotation, molecular function: zinc ion binding; peptide binding; metalloaminopeptidase activity.